Messenger RNA from Panicum hallii, 1472 nucleotides. Its product is annotated as MAP7 domain-containing protein 1-like. The transcript has 8 exons. Lineage: Eukaryota; Viridiplantae; Streptophyta; Magnoliopsida; Poales; Poaceae. Bases 198 to 1472 code for a protein of 424 amino acids. The record is from RefSeq and is a predicted model, not a curated record.
CGGAGGACGAAGGCCACCUGGUGGAGGAGGAAGCUGAAAGGGAGGCAGGAAGGGAUAACUCCUCCAGGCCAGCCGUGGAGUUAACCGAAGCCCUACCUCAGGUGCUGCAGGGGCGUCAAGUAGUGCGCAAGCGAAAGGCGCAAGAAGUCGAAUCUUCCAGUCUUCCCGCUUCUUCACCCAGGACCGAGCCCGAAGAGAUGGGAACAGGUCCAUCCGCCAUCGCGGCCGUUACCAUUGCCAUGGCGGGGACCACACCAUCAGCUGAGCAAACCCCGCCGCCGGCAACGGAAACUCCACGGCGGGCCUUGCGGGUGAAAAAGGACGUCAAAAAGAAGUCUAAACUGGCCGCAAGCGCGGUGCAGCUCCAGCUGGAACUGGCCACGACUACCUCAGCCCCCGAGUCGUCAACCCGAGCUGAGUCGUCCGGUGCGGGGCCAGCCACAGCCGCUCCAGCCCCCGAGCCAUCGGCGCCUGGUGAGUCAGCGCCCAUGGAGCCAGCCCCCAAGGCGGACGCGAUGCUGCCCGACUUGUCGCCUCCUGGACUCCAACAAGGCGAAGCCGAAACCGGUGGCGGGGCACAAGUCGAGGCCCCUGACGCCGCGCCUAUGGAUGGCGCAGGUGCCCAGCAGCCAGCACCUGAAGAAGCCGCCGGGACGUCAAGGAGUCCUGGUGAGAUACUGAAGGCCGGGCCCGGGUACAAAAAUGUCAUCAACACCGACUUGCAUGUGAUCACUCACUCCCAGAAGAAAUCAGAGAAGCUGAGCGCGGUUGUGAGUGGUCACCAAGAGCUGGCUGCUCUGGACAAGCGCAUCUGCGACGAGCAGACGAAGAACUGCUAUCUAAAGAGGGAGCUUGAUAUGCUGAAACAGGAGAGAACUCGAGAGACUUGGCUGCUCAAGAACGACCUGCAAAACCUCGAGAAGGCAAACUACGAGCUCCAAAAACAGCUCAAGGAAAAACAGGCGGCGCACCAAGAGCAGCUCAAGGAGCAAAAGAAAGCGCACCAAGGUAAGCCCUCGCUCCCUCGGCAUGUGAUCACUCACUCCCAGAAGAAAUCAGAGAAGCUGAGCGCGGUUGUGAGUGGUCACCAAGAGCUGGCUGCUCUGGACAAGCGCAUCUGCGACGAGCAGACGAAGAACUGCUAUCUAAAGAGGGAGCUUGAUAUGCUGAAACAGGAGAGAACUCGAGAGACUUGGCUGCUCAAGAACGACCUGCAAAACCUCGAGAAGGCAAACUACGAGCUCCAAAAACAGCUCAAGGAACAACAGGCGGCGCACCAAGAGCAGCUCAAGGAGCAAAAGAAAGCGCACCAAGAUUACGUCGAGAGGCUGCAGAAGGUAGUCGCCGACACUGAGGAACAAUUCGCCGACUGCCUUCGACAAAUCAAGACGCUAGGCGAGGAAAAGAGACGGCGGGAGAAGGAAUUGGAAAUUUUCAAGGAAGCCGCCCUGGAACUGGUGGACAUGGCUUAA